CUGCAAAAACGUCCUGGUAUGACGGUCUUUUGAUGUUCUGGUGACAACUGCUCUGGUAUGCACUUUGGCUUGUAACUUCUGCUCCAGCCAAAACUUGGCACAUCUGAAUUCUUAAAAGGAAUUGGUGUGCUCAAAUGUUUGUGGUAGAAAGUAUUGGGGUGCUGGAUUCCAAAAGCCAUAUAUUUAAAUAAAGGAAAGGUCCACUCUGGAAUAUUCUUUACCUUUUAAUGUAUUUUUUUAACAGCAGAGGUCAGAGCAAAUGGAUGUAUCUUAUGUGGUGUGAAGGCACGUUCUAGUCUGACAACUUUUUGUGACUCGAUAUCCCAAGGGGUAUGAUCAAAGCCACUCCAUCUGACCCCUAUUCCAGUGACACUUGGACUAGUCCUCUGACUGGGCAUGGUUGUCAACUAUGGGGGAAGGGGGUUCAUUAUGUAAACCUGAUCUACUCUGUAAUUCUACCUAUUUCAGAAUCUCUAAAUAUGCACCCAACAGAGCCCCUCUCUAGCCCAGUGAGGUUUAGGGGCAAAUAGUGAUUCUGGUGAAAACAUUGUUUAGGUCUGGCCGAAGGGAGAGUUCUUCUUGGUGUGACUUACCUGGAGGCAUGACCAGAGCCGCUCUAUAUGCACCCAGGAGAGUCCGGAGCAUAAAAUGUUCAGUGUACCCUGCAAUUACAUCUGCUGCUCUGCACAUGUGACUAAUAAACUCUGUCACUUCUCACUCCUCCCUCUCUCCAGCAGUGUUAUGUUAAGUAGCUGGUCUGCUUUCUGUCUGUGGCUGUACUCCUUGGGUUUCAAUUCCAAACAUGGUUAUCUUUCUAGGGGUCUCUCUCUCUCUCUCUCUCUCUCUCUCUCUCUCUCUCUCUCCUGCCAACUGUGAGCACUCCAGAGCAAACAAAUGGGUGAGGAGAAAUAGAAAAUCUAUAGACAGACAAAUCAUUGAAGGGACGGGAGGGAGAGACGCACAAUGUGAGAAAUCCAUUCCAAUUGUGUUUAUGGUGUAAUAACCGAAUAAAGACACAUCGUGUACUCCAGCUGUAUAAAAGGGAACAAUUUUUUUCAACGUUUUGACUGAACUUAUGAGAAAUAGACCAACUCCAGUGACAAUUGUUCAGUCUCACUGAUAAAGCAACAAAAACUUCAAGAUUUAGUGGAGGACAACCUUUUUCUACCAGCUUUGACCUCUGGUAUCUUUUGUAAACUUUGGAAUAUAACACAUUUUUUAAACUUAUUGAACAACUAGAUGUCUGGUUUGGAAUAACAGCCUCCCUUACCAUGUGUGCAGACAACUCUACCCUGUUGGAGGCGGUUCUCUACGGCCAUCCACCAUGCGAUGGCUGGACCAACAACACUGAGGGGGCCUUCUACCACCUGGGCAACACCGUCUUGUUCCUUGGGUACAUGGGAGGCAGCGGCACCUAUGGCUGCCUGUUCAUAUUUGGUUUCCUGACGAUUGCCUUCACCUGCCUGGCCCUGUGGGGCUGGAUGACCAUGUGUGGGGUGGAUGUGUUCACCUGGAACUUGCUACUGCUGGUGGCCUGUGUGCUCCAGAUCUGCCACCUCGUAUACAGGCUGGAACAGGAUGGCCUGGCCAGCGAGGAGCUGUUGGCCCUCUACUCAGCCGUCUACCAGCCCCUGGACGUUCCUGUACAGGUGUUCAAAGAUAUUGUGGGGGCCUGUGAGAACAAAGUGCUAGCACUAGGGGUAGAGGAGACGUAUGCGGUGGAGGGCAAGACGCCCAUCGACCAGCUCUCCUUUCUGCUGUCUGGGAGGAUCCGUGUGUCUCUGGAUGGACAAUUCCUCCAUUACAUCUUCCCCCACAAGUUCCUGGACUCUCCUGAGUGGGAGUCUCUCCGACCCAACGAAGAGGGGAACUUUCAGGUGACCCUGACAGCGGAGACGGACUGCCGCUACAUCUCAUGGCGUCGGUGCCGCCUUUACAUGCUUCUGUCCAAGGAGCGCUACAUUGCCCGCCUCUUCUCCAUCAUGCUGGGCAGCGACAUCGCCGACAAGCUCUACUCACUCAACGACAAGCUCUUCGCAAAGAGCGGCGUGCGCCUCGACAUCCGCUUGCCCAGCCUCUACCACGUCCUGGCCCCCUCCUCCCUGGGCAGCGAGGGGGAGGUCUAUAGCGGCAGUGGUAGUGGGAGUGCCAGGGACCAGGUAGCCCCAGUGGAACAGCAGGAAGCAGCAGUGGUAGAUGUGGACCCAGUUCCAGCCUACCAGAGGUCAGAGCCUCCAACACCCCCGACCCCCCGGCUGCAGAUCCGAGAGAAGACCCCCACCCCAUCUCGGCCAACCCCCUGCCAACCAUCCCAGCGCCAGCCCUCAGACAUGGAGAUGCCAUCUGUUGAUUCCACAGGAGAGGAAACCACUGGGAGUCUACCAUUGCGAUACCAGAGAGGGAGAGCUCCAUUGGCCCCUACCGGACACCUCUAUGCUGUGAUGGUUUCAACCGGAUUGGAAACAGUGGACACGUUCCAGGAAAUAUUUUUACAUUCAGGCUAUGCAGAUUAUCAGAUGUCAACUGGCAAAGUGUUUAACAUCUCAGGAACCACAUUAAUAUCAUUUAGCAUUCUUCUGAGAUGAGCAGUGCAACUGCAAAAAAGAUGACCUGGAACACAACCAUCACUGCCCUGGGUGGAAUCAGACCUCCCCAACACCAAAUCCCACUCUCUCACCUUACCUCACUUCCUCUGGUGUCAUCUGUGCGUGACAAUAUAGGAAAGAGUGAAACCCUGGACACUGGAAAAAAUUAUGUUAUAAAUCUGAAUUUAUUAGUUAAGGUCACAGACCUCUUUUUAUUAUUUCACUCACAUGUCUCCCAUUCAUCUGGAUGGACAGCCUUUGAUGUGGAUAUUGUGUUAGAUAGGAUUAUGAUUCAACAUUAAAGCAAUCAUGUGUAUUUUAUUUUUUAACAACUGAGGUUGGGUUGGCUAGCUAGGGGCACGUUAAUCGUGUUUGUUUGUGCAGACAUAAUCUGAGAGAAUAAAGUUUGACAGACAGCAUGCUAGAAAGGGAUUUAUCUUCAUACUCACAUUUUCCAAAACACAAUUCCAAAUUUAACAGGCAUUUGUUUAUGUGAAUGUGAGAUGUCUCACACAUUGUACAUUUAUUUAGUCAUUAACGUAGAACAAGAGUGUUAUGUUUUUGUAAAUAAAAAUGGGACUACAUAUACAUAUAUUUUCAUGGGGCCAAUGUUUCUUGAUAAAGCUCUUGGUGAAAAUGCAUUCCUGUCAUUUUUUUGUCUGUCUCCUCUCUCCUUCAUCCUCUGUCAGAAAUAAUAUUGUCUCCAAGUUUAUCAUCACGAGGCACUCAAAAUCAGUUAUCACAGUUGCACAUUUGUUGCUGAAUAUGUUGCUCACCCCUGCUUAUCAGAACUCAGAGAGUUAAGCCCUUGAGUACAGACAAAAUUCACACA
Oncorhynchus tshawytscha (Chinook salmon) is the source of this 3417-nucleotide messenger RNA. RefSeq names its product popeye domain-containing 2. The record is from RefSeq and is a predicted model, not a curated record. The transcript is spliced from 4 exons. The coding region runs from base 1272 to 2585 and encodes 437 amino acids. NCBI's taxonomy places the organism in Eukaryota, Metazoa, Chordata, Actinopteri, Salmoniformes, Salmonidae. Gene Ontology annotation, molecular function: cAMP binding. Gene Ontology annotation, cellular component: sarcolemma.